This is a messenger RNA of Drosophila erecta, 872 nucleotides long. Its product is annotated as lectizyme. NCBI's taxonomy places the organism in Eukaryota, Metazoa, Arthropoda, Insecta, Diptera, Drosophilidae. Gene Ontology annotation, molecular function: serine-type endopeptidase activity. The record is from RefSeq and is a predicted model, not a curated record. Gene Ontology annotation, biological process: proteolysis. The transcript has a single exon. Bases 20 to 841 code for a protein of 273 amino acids.
ACUCAACAUAGAACUAAAAAUGACACAAUUCGCGGUGAUAUUCGCUCUGGCUCUGGCUGUGGCUUCGGUUUCGGCUUUUUCUGUGCCUCAGCCGGGAUUCCCCGACGGGCGCAUCAUCAACGGCUAUGAGGCGGAGAAGGGAGAGGCGCCCUAUAUUGUGUCCCUACAGACCACUACCGGCUCGCACUUCUGUGCAGGAACCCUGAUCGACGAGGUGACCAUUUUGACCGCCGCACACUGCCUGACCAAAAAUCAGGGUCAGGCAGUUGGCGGUAUUAACAACCGUAGUGACCAGAAGAACGGUCAGAUUAGGAAGUUCACCAGUGCGCAGUAUGUGAUCCAUGAGAAAUACAGUGGCGGUGUGGGACCCAACGACAUCGGCCUAAUCCUGCUCAACGAAGAGGACGCCUUCGACCUGAAUGCCGUAGCCCGUGAUGGCAGCAAUCCGGUGGCCGCCGUAAGUCUUCCUACAAAGCUAUUCCAAGGCACUGGCGAUGGAUAUCUGUACGGUUGGGGCUACGACAUCACAGGAUUGCUGCCGAUGAACCUUCAGAAACUGGACGCCACUGUCAUUGGCUACAAAGAAUGCAAGGCGGCGUUGCCAUCCAUCAAUUCGCUGGCGGAAACCAAUGUAUGCUCCCACACCCCCGGAAAAGCCGACGGAUCCUGCAACGGAGACAGUGGCGGCCCCCUGGUCUUGAAAUCCAGCACUGGUCAAGUCGAGCAGAUUGGCAUCGUCUCCUGGGGAUACACACCGUGUGCAUCCACUACCUUGCCUUCUGUCUACACAUCAGUGCCUUCGUUUUUGUCUUGGAUCGAUGAGAACCGUAAGGCGAAAUAGACAAUAUACCCAAUAAACGAACAUUCUGUAU